This is a messenger RNA of Lactuca virosa, 1314 nucleotides long. Lineage: Eukaryota; Viridiplantae; Streptophyta; Magnoliopsida; Asterales; Asteraceae. The record is from the annotation of a GenBank genome assembly.
CAUCAUCACAGAUUCACAUCUAGAAAACGUCAAAGAGUGGUAAGAGAUGGGGAAAGACUUGGCGAUGGAUGAUAAUAAUGAUUAUGAAGUAGUGAUAAUUGGGGCGGGGAUUUGUGGAUUAGCGACGGCUGUGUCUCUUCAGAAAAAGGGAAUUAAAAGCGUAGUGAUGGAGGCAUCGGAAUCUCUGAGGAACAUCACCGGAGCAGCAAUCACAAUCCACCAAAAUGGUUGGCGAGCUCUUGAUCAUCUGGGCGUGGCUGAUACCCUCCGUCGCACUACCAUACCUAUUCAAAGUGAACGAAUGGUAGAGCUCGAUGGGUGGAAACAACAGAAAUCCUCAAUAAAAGGUGAAACUCGUUGCUUGAGGAGGAAGGAUCUUAUCGAUACUCUUUACGCUGCACUUCCUCCGGCCACCGUCAAGUUCGGAUGCAAACUUGAAUCUAUAAAAUUUGACUCAAAAACUACCAAAUCAGUUCUUCAAUUCAACGAUGGAAGCUUCAUCAUCGCCAAGGUCGUCAUUGGCUGCGAAGGAGGCACGUCAAUCGUUGCCAAUUUCCUUAAUCUCAAAACUACCAAGAUGUUUCCAUUUUGUGAAGUUAGAGGCUUAUCAAACUACCCCAAUGGCCAUUCAUUCGACUAUGAGUUUACCCGUUUCAGGAAAAACAACAAUCUAGUCGGAAGAACUCCAAUCGACGAUAAGUUGGUCUACUGGUUCUGUACGCAACCUCUCAUUCCUGGAGAUGAAAGAAGUUGGGAAGAUCCUGAGUCAAUACGGAGAUCAACCCUAGCGUUGCUAAACGAUUAUCCUCAAGAAAUCAAAAAAAUGAUCGAAAUUGCAGAUGCAAGUUCGUUGUCUUUUUCACAUUUAAGAUAUCGUUCACCACUGGAGUUGCUAACGGGAUCAUUUUGUAAGGGAAAAGUGACGGUUGCUGGGGACGCUAUGCAUGUGAUGGGUCCGUUUCUAGGGCAAGGUGGCUCAUCAGGGUUAGAAGAUGCAGUUGUGAUAGCUAGCAACUUGGAUCAAAAGGGUUUGGACCAUGUUGAAGAUGCUUUUGAUCUGUAUGUGAAAAAGAGACGAAUGAGGGUGGUUGGAUUAUCGGUGCAGACUUAUCUCACUGGUAUGCUAUUGGGAGCUUCAUCGAGUCUGAAGAAAUUUAUGUAUUUUGUGCUAUUGUCUCUUCUCUUUCACAAUCCGAGUGGUCAUGUUGAUUAUGAUUGUGGUGGUGUUUGAUGUAUAAUCGAAUCUCUCUUCGUAAUGAAUUACGACUCUCUAAGGAGCCACGUGUCCCCCUUAUAAACCACCAUCAAUCCACG